This is a messenger RNA of Ambispora gerdemannii, 969 nucleotides long. The record is from the annotation of a GenBank genome assembly. Lineage: Eukaryota; Fungi; Glomeromycota; Glomeromycetes; Archaeosporales; Ambisporaceae.
AUGAUCUUUGGUCUAAUCGAAAAGCUUCACAACAAUGAUCUUCAGACUAAGGAUAUAUUUUUAGUGCUAAAUUCUGUUAGCUCGAAGUAUAUUUACAAGCCUGAUGUCUAUAAUGCUGUGAGCUGUCAGCGCAAUAUAGCAACAAAAGCUGCACAUAAUGACGAACGUGAUCAAGAGGGGGUAUUCAUUCAAGCAAUCUUCUGGACAUAUCAUAGUGCAAUUUCUGAGUUAUUAAUUGCAAAAGAUGUUCUGCUAAUUGACGCGACAUAUAAGACAAACAGAUUUUCAAUGCCUUUAAUUACCAUUUAUAGCAUUGAUCAUUUCAGAUCAACAUAUCCACUAGCCUUUGCAUUUGUUUACUUGGAGACCUAUGAUUUUUAUUAUUGGGUAAUGCAACAAUUAAGUCGAGAUAGUACAGAUGUGGAUCUGGAAGAACUACGUUUAAUAUGCUUACGAUUUGCAUUCGAAUUAUUUGUGAAGCAACAGGGUGAUCUUGCAAAGUUAGCUAAGUAUGAGGUGCUUGAAUAUGAAGAGAAUUUGAUGAAACAUACUUCAGAAUAUGUUCUUGAGACUGGUAAAGUGCUGAAACUAUUACAAAGUGAGUCAAAUAUUGUGCAACAAAAGAUUUUGAAAAUGAUUAGCAUUGAUAAUGCAACAAAUAGUGACAAUAUUGAGAUGUUCAAAGGAAAACAUACACGUGAUUGCUCUUCUAAUAACAGACAUAUCCAUGGUACAGAAGAGAAAGAAAAUAAAGUAUCUUUAAAGAAGCGAAAAACAGAUAAUGAUAUGAUGCUGCACUUGGCUGACAUAAAGUCUGAUCCACGUAUUUCUCAAAAUUUAAUAUUGCAGGUAUAUAAUCCAAUUGAAGAUAAUAAUUGUGGUUUUCGAUUACUAGUCAUGGCUAUCUUUAAGAAUGAAGAAUGCUGGCAAGAUAUCAAAAAUAAAAUGAGAUUUUAUUUAAUUAAAUGA